CUUUAAUGCCGAAGGAAGAUCAAAUGAUUUACGACGUAAUAAAAAACCAUCAUCUGCAUCGAAAAAAUCCACUGUAAGUGAUCCAUCAUCCCCAACGUCACCAGCUACAAUCGCAAAAAUAUCAAA
Racocetra fulgida is the source of this 126-nucleotide messenger RNA. Lineage: Eukaryota; Fungi; Glomeromycota; Glomeromycetes; Diversisporales; Gigasporaceae. The record is from the annotation of a GenBank genome assembly.